Messenger RNA from Ostrea edulis (European flat oyster), 1219 nucleotides. RefSeq lists its product as uncharacterized. Lineage: Eukaryota; Metazoa; Mollusca; Bivalvia; Ostreida; Ostreidae. The record is from RefSeq and is a predicted model, not a curated record. The coding region runs from base 316 to 1092 and encodes 258 amino acids. The transcript is spliced from 10 exons.
CCCUUGCUUGUUUUUCUUUUUGUUUUGAUUAAGAAUAUAUCAUGUAACGGUUUCUAAUGCCAAUCAAUUUUCAAAUUUAAGAAUUCAAUGUAGAGUUCAGUUUUGAUUGUUAUGUACACGAACGCAAACAAAGCCCUGCGUGGCUUAGCUUGCACACGGCUUAGAAGAUUUCGGAUAUUCAGAAUAAUGGGUGUCAGGUUGCGUAUACGGGCUUGGAGAAUCAAUCCCCUCUCGGUGGAAUUUUCUUCAAAUUUCGAUGUGAUGCAGUUUUCCGGGAGACGUUCUAAGGUAUGACGGACACUUACGGUGAUUCAGAUGACGCUUUCUAUGCACCUGUGGAUUGUGUCGAUGAUUUAUGCUCUGAUUAAUAGCAGUUGUGGACAGCCCUGCCCAGAGUCGAUGGAAACGCUCGUUGAAGUCCCACACUGCCCGCAAAACAGAAAAGAAUGGGAUAUUGCAGCUGCAGAAAAGAAUUGUGAGAGUAUCGCAACCAAACAAACGUGCACAGAAUCAUCCAAAUUUGUAUAUCACUGCCUGAUGAAUGAAUGGGCUAAUGGAACAGUGGAAGUGUGUGCACCAACUUGGUUUCUUUCAGGUUUUUGUCCGAUGUUUAGUUCUGAUGAGCAGAGAGUGAAGAAUAACUUUGACCUGGACUGUAGCAGUUACCCCACACCAUGUGCCACAAGAUACAUCUCUUCGGAGGCCUACAAAUACCCCAGUUGUUAUGAGCACACAGAGAAUACACCAUCGGACAACAAGGGACAAGGAUAUAAUUGGGGAAUGCUUGGAAUUUCUGUGGGAGGUGGUGUGCUACUUUUAUGCAUUGCCCUUUUUGUAAUAUGGUGCAUGUGUAAGCGGAAAGGAAGGACACGUUAUGUUAAUCAGAAUGAUCAGAUGCUAGCCACAAUCGAGUCUGCAACUGACAACCAGAGACGAAAGGAGGAAGGUGACGUAGUUCCGGAACAAACACCAGAGCAUCCCAAACCAGAACAACGAUAUCAAAAUAGCACAAAAGCAUCGAACGAAAGCAAUAACGAAAAUCACAAAGAUCCACCAGGAUAUGGUACCCCUAUGAUGGAACCACUAAUAUAGUACUCUAACACAUUGUUACAUUUAUUCAAGUUUUAUAAUUGUAAUGGCGACUCAAUCAUACUUCAUGCACAUGGUAUUUUCCUAUUUCAAUAGCCUCUGCUCAUGGUGAUUAAAUCCAACCAUUGAA